Molecule: messenger RNA, 2208 nt
Organism: Aspergillus aculeatinus CBS 121060
Lineage: Eukaryota; Fungi; Ascomycota; Eurotiomycetes; Eurotiales; Aspergillaceae
Product: MFS general substrate transporter
Exons: 6
Coding region: 1-2208 (735 amino acids)
Biological process (GO): transmembrane transport
Molecular function (GO): transmembrane transporter activity
Source: RefSeq, a predicted model, not a curated record
AUGACCUCGAAGAUCAUCCCCGCGAAGCCCAUCGGCUACGGGUGGCGAUCCUCACGCCUGUUCAUCGUGGCAGUUAUCUCUCUCGCCAUGUUCGCUGACACCUUCCUUUUCAGCUUCAUCAUCCCCAUCCUACCCGACAUCCUGCAAGACAGACUUCAACAACCCCCGUCGCACACGCAGCUUCUUACUUCCAUCCUUCUGUCCUUGAACGCACUGGUGUCGAUUCUGAUCGCCCCGUUCACCGGCCAUUUAGCGGACGGCUCCAAGUCGAAGAACCAGUGGAUGGUGAUCUCAUGGGUGACCAACGCAGUCGGUACAGCCAUCACAGCAUGGAGCACGACAGUAGCCGUCCUCUUUAUCGGCCGACUCAUCCAGACCCUGGCCGGGUCAGUGAUCUGGAUCGUCGGCAUGGCCAUUCUGGGGGAUAAAGUGGGGGCCAAACACCUAGCCAAAGCCCUGGGCUUGGCCAUGCUGUUCGUGUCCGCGGGGCUACUCAGUGGCCCGGCUGUGUCGGGGUCUCUCUACCAGUUCGUGUCCUACUCGAUGACCUGGGCGAGUGCAUUUGCCGUGAUCCUCGUGGGGACUGUCCUACAGCUUCUCAUUAUUGGGCCCUUCAACUACGAGAUGCACACUGAGGACUCCUCUCCAGAAGAAUCGCAGAUCCGAAACCCGUUACUCUCCUCUGCAUCCCACUCCGAGAGCACGGCUUACCAAACUAUCGAAGAACCCAGCUCCCUCCCCAUCCAAAACGUCUACACCCUCAUGCUCCGCAAGAAAAGGGUAGCCACAGCACUAAUAGCAGACACCCUCUUCGCGAUCAUCAUCGCCAGCUUCGAGACCACGAUCCCGAUCCACAUCAAAGCCGUCUUCCACUGGGAGUCUCUCCAAGCGGGACUACUGUUCCUGCUUCUACAGGCCCCAUCGAUGAUCCUCGUCAUCCCGGCCGGAUGGCUGAAGGACCGGAUUGGGAUGCGGUACCCCGUGACGAUCGGGUUCCUGUGUCUCGCGCCAUCGCUGUGGUUGCUCGGGGUUCCGGGCCACACGCAGGACGUUUGGUGGACGGACGACGAGAACACUAAUCGGGUGAUCUACAUCGCCACGCUACUGGCGAUCGGAGUCUGGCGGGCUCUGUUAUUGGGGUUCGGGGCUGUCGAGGUGUUGCACGGCGCCAACGAGCUUUCGCAUGAAUACCCGGGCAUCUUCGGGCCGCACGGCGGGUACUCGCGGUCGUUCUCCAUGUCCAAUAUCAGCUGGAAGCUGGGGAUGUUUGUGGGGCCGCUGGUCUCGGGGACCUUGACGGAGAAGAUGGGGUAUUACCAGAUGAACUUGGUUCUAGAUUUUAUGCCUACGGCAAUGAACGAGCCCCAGGUGAUAGCCCUAGCCGGCGGCAGAGGCGACCUGGGCCACUACCUCCAGGAAGAGCUCAUCAAGGAUCCGCGCUACAGCGUCGUGAUCCUCACGCGGCAGACCCACCCUCCCACCCUUAUCUCCAACAGAGUAACCACCAAAACAACAGACUACACUCUCCCUUCCCUCCUACACAUCCUCCGCACCACGCACACCACAGCCCUAAUCUCCCUCCUCCGCUGCCCAGACGAGGACUACCUCCCCCUCCACACCACCCUGCUCAAAGCCUGCCAGCUCACCGAAACCUGCACCCGCUUCAUCCCCUCCGAAUGGGCCGGGGACAUCGAGUCCUUCCCCACCCUCCCACGAGCAUAUGGCCGGACUCGCCUUCCGUUCCGGGCGAUUCUUGCCGAGCAGGCAGGCUCCCAGACAUCUGAUGCCCUAUCCCACCCCGUGCAGAAAAUAGAGUAUACACUGUUGAAUCACGGCUGGUGCAUGGAAUACUUCCUCCCCGCCCACCAGUCCCACCGAAGGUGCAUGCCCGGGGAGUUUCCGAUCGAUCUCGUCGCGUGGAGGUAUACCGUCCGCGGGACGGGAGAGGAGGCGCAGAGCUGGACGUGUCGACCCUUCGAACGAGACUACCGAUCGAAGGAGGACAUCGAAACCACGAUCCAGCAGUACGAGGACCAGCCGGAGAGUCUGGAGCUGGCAAUUGCUGAGGCAGAGGAAUGGACAAUCAGCGGUGCUACUGCCUGUCCGAAGGAGAAGACCCUGCGGCAACGAGAGAAGUUCUUUGCCGGUAUGCAUUUCACUACUGUGGAGGAGUUGCUGAGGAAGGCGGAGGUGGAAGAGCGGGUGUAA